AUGGAGGUUCUGAAAGAUACAUCGACAUGUCUUUUUGUAACCGGCCUAGAUGUUCCAAAGUAUUUUAAGAACAAGGCCUUGGUGCUGUUUGCAUCUACUUUCAUGGUUGUGUUCUUCUUUUACAUAGGAUUUGGAUAUGAGGCUCUCAGUAUUAUUCUCACCAGAAACCUCCAAGUGUUUGGCGUCGGGUUUGUCUGCUUUAACUUGGCUGCGUUCUUUGCAGGAGCCUGGGUCUCAUGUAUAGUCCACGAAGUUGCAAUGGCCUUUCAUUCUGUAUAG
Messenger RNA from Encephalitozoon cuniculi GB-M1, 279 nucleotides. RefSeq lists its product as uncharacterized. The record is from RefSeq and is marked provisional. NCBI's taxonomy places the organism in Eukaryota, Fungi, Microsporidia, Unikaryonidae. The transcript has a single exon. Bases 1 to 279 code for a protein of 92 amino acids.